AUGGACAAGACUAUGUUUAUCAAAAAGUCAGGAAAAGAACUCCUAGUUGCUCAAGUGUAUAUUGAUGACAUCAUCUUUGGGGGCCAACCUCACUCGAUUAUAGCUUCAUUCAUAGAACAAAUGAAGAUUAAAUUUGAAAUGAGUAUGGUGGGUGAAAUAUCCUUCUUCUUUGGAUUUCAAAUUCUUCAAUGUAAGUCUGGGAUCUUCAUCUCACAAGAAAAGUAUGCAAGAAACCUAAUAAAGAAGUUUGAUUUGGAAAAGGCUAAGAUAAAACGAACUCAUGCUGCAACCCAACUUAAAGUCUCCAAGGAUAGCACUGGAGAAGAAGUUGAUGAUAGCCUAUACUGCAGCAUUAUAGGAAGCCUACUACUCUGGUACUCCUUCGACACAACACCUAUAUUAGCAGGAUAUUGCAAUGCAGAUUGGGUUGGAUGUGCUAGAUAUCGUAAGAGUACCUCUGAUGGCUGCUUCUUCCUCGGUUACAACCUCAUUGCUUGGUUCAGUAAGAAACAAAAUUGCAUCUCUCUUUCUACAACUGAGGCUGAAUAUAUAGCUGUUGGGAGUAGCUGUACUCAACUUCUAUGGAUGAAACAAAUGCUCUCAGAAUAUGACAUAUCUCAAGAUACUAUGAUCUUAUUAUCUAUGGAAAUACCUUUGUCUGAGGGGAAAAACGCAUGGGUCUUACAGUCUUCUAUCCAUAACAAGGCUCUUAAUUCUGACAGAGCUCUUACUCUCAGACAACGUUUAAUUGAAGGCCAAACACGUUGGGGAGCUGUGACUAAGGUCCCUAGGGAGUUCUGCUUUACUGACUGCUAUUGGAAGUGGCUAAAGCUUGUAGUUGAUUGA
Molecule: messenger RNA, 846 nt
Organism: Cucumis melo (muskmelon)
Lineage: Eukaryota; Viridiplantae; Streptophyta; Magnoliopsida; Cucurbitales; Cucurbitaceae
Exons: 3
Coding region: 1-846 (281 amino acids)
Source: RefSeq, a predicted model, not a curated record